UCCUGGGUAACAACAAGGCUUAAGGAGGCUGCUGUCUCUUUAAAUGGAACGAGCUUGCAAGAUGCACCGAAACAGGAAGAGUUUGUUAAAAGCAAACAAUGAAGGAUCGGAGAAGUGGGAGAGCAUUCAAUAUAGCUACAAACAGGAGAGUGUAGCUUCUCCUUUUGGUACUUUCUUCAGCUUUUACUGUAUGACACAACUUUUACUUAGAAGGUUUAUCGUGGUGAAGUCCCCUUUCCUAAGAACAAACCAUCAGAAAAAAAGAGGGGAAACCAAAAAAGGGGGAACUUUCUAUACUAAAGCAGACAUUGCUGGAAUCUGAUAGAACAAUGAGAGAUUCCCAUCCCAGUUGGACCUGCUUGUCUUACAGCCUGUUGACCUUUUCCUUGCUUUGUGUAACAGCUGAGAACCAAUGUAAGAUCGGAAAUCAAGUGGCUGAUUGCAGUCAUCUAAAGCUGAAACAAAUUCCUUCAGAUCUCCCAAUUAAUAUAACAGCGUUGGACAUUUCUCAUAACCAGCUAAACAAGCUACCACCUGCAAAUUUAACAAAGUACAGCCAGCUUAUUUACUUGGAUGCAGGAUCCAACUCCCUCUCUAAACUUCAGCCAGAACUGUGCCAAACUUUGCCCCUGUUGAAAGUUUUGAAGCUGCAACAUAAUCAGUUGCAUGAGCUCACUGACAAUGUUUUUGCUUCCUGUUCCAGCCUGACAGAGCUCAAUUUAGGGUACAACAUAAUAAAGAUCAAAAGCAAUCCUUUCAAAAACCUGAAGAAUUUGAACAAACUGGAUGUAUCUCAUAAUCGUUUGCUUUCUACAAAAUUAGGAUCUCAGCAACAGUUGGAGAGCCUUCGUGAGCUCGUGCUAUCAGAGAAUAAAAUCACUGAGUUAAAAAAGGAAGAACUAGAUUUUCUUAGCAAGACUUCCUUAAAUAGGCUUGACUUAUCAUCAAACCCACUGAAAGAGUUUCACACAGGUUGUUUACAUGCAAUUGGAAAUCUGUAUGGCCUUGUGCUGAACAACGUUGAGCUUGGCGAAAAUCACACAGAGAAACUUUGCUUGGAAUUGUCAGGCACAAGAAUUCAGAAUCUGUCACUGAGCCAGGUCCAGCUUUCUUAUAUUUACAAGUCAACCUUCCACGGACUGCAAACAACAAACAUCACAGCUUUAAACCUUUCCAAAAAUUAUUUGAACAUGAUAGACAAUGACUCUUUUACCUGGCUUUCAAACUUAGAGAAUUUAAACCUAGAGGAUAAUAGGAUUUAUCACUUAUCUUCUCAUUCAUUGUAUGGAUUGUCCAAUGUCAAAUAUUUGAAUCUGAGACGGUCACAUGUCAGAAAAAUUGAUGAUUUCUCCUUUCGUUGGCUAAGCCAUUUAGAGUAUCUUCUUAUAGAUAGUAAUAAUUUUCAAGCAAUUACUCCUAAUAUGUUCACAGGCUUGGACAAUCUGAAAUAUUUGAGUCUAUGUAACUGGACCAAUGGCUUACAAAUAAUAACUAAUAAAACAUUUUCAUCACUUGCUAAUUCUACUCUGCAGUUUCUUAAUCUUACAAAAAGUAGAAUCACAAAAAUAGAAAGUGGAGCAUUUUCUUGGUUGGGACACCUAAAAAUUCUUGAUUUGGGACUCAAUGAAAUAAACCAAAUGCUCACAGGUCAUGAGUUUAAAGGUCUGCAAAAUAUUGAGGAUAUCUACCUUUCCUACAACAAACAGUUGACUUUGACAAGCGAAUCGUUUGCUUUUGUUCCAAGCCUUAGAAAACUGAUGCUACGGAAGGUAGCUUGUAGCAAUCUGGACCUCUCUCCUUCACCUUUUCACCCUCUACGGAAUCUAACCAUCCUGGAUAUCAGCAACAACAAUCUAGCUAAUGUAAAAGAUGAUUUGUUUGAUGGACUUCACAAACUUGAAAUUCUGGAUUUGCAACAUAAUAAUUUGGCUCGACUUUGGAAACAUGCCAAUCCGGGUGGCCCUGUCCUUUUUUUAAAAGAUCUUCUUAACCUGCAUAUACUUAAUUUGAAGUCUAAUGGCUUGGAUGAGAUUCCAGUACAAGUUUUCAAGGGAUUGUUUCAAUUAAGAAGCCUGGAUUUAGGAUCAAAUAAUUUGAACUUGCUUCCAGCAUCUUUGUUUGAUGACCAGAUAUCUCUGAAUUCAUUGAUCCUUCAAAAAAAUCUUAUAACAUCUGUUGAAGAAAAAGUGUUUGGGACAGCUUUCAAGAAUCUGAAAGAACUAGAGAUGGAUUCCAAUCCAUUUGACUGCACCUGUGAAAGUAUCUCCUGGUUUGUUAGUUGGCUUAAUGUGACCCAAACAAACAUACCUGGAUUAGAUACCCAUUACCUUUGCAACACACCACCUAAAUAUCAUAGUAAUCUGGUGAUGCAUUUUGACAUUUCACCCUGCAAAGAUAGUGCCCCUUUUAAAUUACUGUAUAUAAUAAGCACCACUGUGAUAAUGCUCCUCCUCUUUAUUGUUAUUCUUAUCCAUUUUGAAGGCUGGAGGAUAGCAUUUUACUGGAACGUGUCAGUAAAUCGAGUACUUGGUUUUACAGAAAUAGACAGGCAACAGGAAGAAUUUGAUUAUGAUGCCUACAUUAUUCAUGCAAGAAGGGACAGGAAUUGGGUGUCCAAGAACUUCAUUCCUCUGGAAGAAAAUGAUCAGUCUCAAAUUAGGUUUUGUUUAGAGGAACGAGACUUUGAAGCAGGCAUAUCUGAAUUUGAAGCCACUAUUAAUAGUAUAAAAAAAAGUCGGAAGAUUAUCUUUGUUGUCACUGAACAUCUCUUAAAAGAUCCCUGGUGCAAAAAGUUCAAGGUGUACCAUGCUGUCCAGCAAGCUGUUGAGCAAAGUCGGGAUUCCAUCAUACUGAUCUUCCUUCAUGACAUUCCAGAUUACAAACUGAAUCAUGCACUUUGCUUGAGAAGAGGAAUGUUCAAAUCUCGCUGCAUCUUGGAUUGGCCAGCUCAGAAAGAACGGGUCAGUGCAUUUCAUCAGCAAUUAAAAAUGGCACUUAAAUCUAGCAGCAACAUGCAUUGAAUUUCUAAAGUAUAAGAUUGAACUGAUAGGACACUUCAUUUCAGACUGACUAAAGGAUAAGAGUCCUUAUGGGGAAAAAUUAAACCAAUCCACAGCAACUCCUCUAUUUUUCCUAUUAUGUGUUUUUAAUUGGUAAUUGUUCUUAUCCUUCGUAUAUUGUUUCACCUGUAUUUUGAGUUCAUAAAAUGGUCAUGAUGGACACACAAAAUAGGACCGACAAAUCUUUCAAUCUGUGAUCAUAAAGAAUCAGCUUAUUUAAAAUAGAGCAGAAAUAGAGUGAAGAAAGGGGUGGUGAGAAUGAGUAGCGGCAUGGUAAAUUUCCAUAUGAAGGGGUGCUGAAAAGACUGGGACUGUUUACUUUAAUGUGAUACAGAUAUACAAAGUAAUGAAUGCUAGAGAGGGAGUAUGCGCCUGGACAUGUAGACCUCAUGUUAAUUCCUUCAGUGUUGGAAAGGGCUGCCUGCAGGCCCUCUGGAUUAAGAUGAAUUUCAAGCAAUGUGAGAGGAUCCAGAACUUCUCUCCUGCUUCCUAAUUCUAAUAGUCUUCUAUCUAGAUGCCUCCCCUCUAAAAUAGCUUGAAUUUAGGGCAUCCCGAAAGGAAAUAUUUUAGUAUUGUAUAAAUUCAAGAACAGUAAAUUGAUUAUUUCUAGUCCUUAAUUUUUUUUUCAAAUGAAAGAUGAAAUCUGAUAAAUAUUGCUUCCAUAGCAGAUAGUUAUUAUCCAAAAUGCAUUUUCUGGGUAUAAGGACCUUACCUUGCAAAAUUCUAAGCUGUGUACUUUUUUUCUUUUUAGUUCUACCUUUGGUUUUUCCACUUAAAAUGAGUUGGAGAAAAGUGUUUAAAUAAGAAUGGCAUACUGGUACCAUGUGUCUUGUAAACAGUACAAUUAAUAGUCAAAGGGAAAAUGAGAGCCUUAACAGUGACUUGACGAGAGCGCACUCACAGCUACCCGUUAGGCAGAAUUUGAUGGAGGAACCAGGCUAUUGCUCUGACAGUACUGAACAUUGAUGCCCUAAUUCCCUGCUCUCUUGUACCAGGCUACUAUUCUGAUUUGGUGAAGUCUCAGACUCAUUUGACACAGGUAUAAAUGACUAUACAAACUGCAAGGUAGUGAAGAAUCAGACCCUAAAACUUUUAAACCCUUUUAGGGACAAAUCUUCCUUCUCCCAUAAUGGAAGGCCCCUCUAAGCAGAGAAAUUGGUAUGGUUCUGCUGCGUUGGGUGCCUAGACCAUGGAAGUCUAUGUAAGGGGUAUAUACCUUCUGUGGUGCUAGGAGUCCAGCUUCCCAGCCAUGUGGGGAUGAUUCUUUCUACCUUGGUCUCCAUGGAUUUCACUGAUAUUCAGCCUGCUAGUUGUGAUGUGCACUGAAUGGGGCCUUCAUGUUUUUGUACAGACAUAAUCACAUACUAUUCAAAAUACAAUAUGUCUCUUUAAGAGGUUGUAGCUUUACCUAGAAAUCUAUUACUAAAACAUAGGAAAAUUCUUGUGGAUUAUAUCAGUGAAAGAAAACCACAGCAUCCCGAUUUGCAUGACAUUUUACAUGCACAUAAAUCUUAGUGUGAACGACAGCAACAGUCAGCUCCCCUUCUCCUGCUGCCAGCUUGCAUCAAAUGGCAGCUAAAAAUACAUGCCUAUUUAAGUAUGCAAUUUCUUUGUAUGCCACAGGGAAACUAUGGGGCUAUUACUAGCAAAGGAGGUGGCUUGUAUGAUAGCCAAUGAUAGAAGAGGUGGUCCACAUCACAAUCUUUCUAUUGAAAUUUGAUGCAUGUUGAGGGGCGGUGAGGGGACCUUUGAGGAACCCUGAACUAAGAAACAGACUCUGGUUGAAAUGGGUAGACUUAUCUAGCAGGGUGCUGGUACAGAAGCACCUAAUUAGCCCCUGCCCAGUCAGCUCCAAUCAGGGGAAACAGAUUGGGGCUGAUGGAAAAGGCCUGAUGCUGGCCUGAGGAUUGGUGACACUUGUUGGCCUGACAAGCCAAAAGGCUGGGAGGGAGCCAGGGAGAAGUCAGUCAGUCAGGCUUCCUAGCUGAAGGCUGCCUCUGCCUGUAAAGGAGGUGACUAAUCCUACAAGACUUGUAUAUAGAUACCCACUGGUGGUGGGAGAACCUUAUAUAAAUAAAGACGUGUGUUUCACAACCCGGAAGCCUCUCUGAGCCUUAUUGGGGGCAGCAAGCGGAACCCAGGAAGAAGGGUAGGACUUGAACCCUGUUACAACUUUACAUUGGAUUUUUAACUCUUUUUUUUUUCCUUGUAGUUUUCAGAUAUUGCUAUUUUACCAAUAUUACUAUUAUUUCUUAGUGUCCCUAAAAAAUAUCUAUAGGUACCCACGUCUGGCUCUGCGGCCCUCUCCCAUAAAUUAGAAAUAUACAAAUGAAAGCGUCUCAUAUUCAUCCACCAAAUCCUCAGCCCAUCCCCUCUUCAAUAACCUGAGAACAGAUGGGUUCUGCAGACUUCCCAAAUACAGGAUCUGGUGGACCAAAGGGAAAGUAGGUCCCAAAGUGGAGUACCCUUUUCAGAGAACACGCUGACAGCAGCUCCCUUUCAUUUACAUUGAGGGUGCUGAGACAUGAGUAUUCAUGUUGAUCUCUACAAUGGCUUAUGGCGGGGAAAGAGAGGUGAUUUCUUAGGUAACUGUGUCCCAAGCUAUUUAAGACUUUAUAGGUUAAAACUAAUACCUAGAAUUCCACCUAGAAGAUUAUUGUGAGGCAGCAGAGAUCUUGGAGUACUAUUUAAUAUGCUUUAAGGUGCAGCUCCACUGAAUAAGUAGCCCACCACAUUGUGCAUUAGCUUCAGCUUCUGACAGGUCCUAAGGUAGCCUCCCAUACCGCAUAUUACAGCAAUCUAAUCUUGAGGUAACAAAGGCAUGAAUAGCAGCAUCAGAGAGGGAAGGCUGCAUUCUUCUCACCAGGCUCAGACAGAAAAGUGCCAAUGGUUGCAACCACUAUCUGAACAUCCAAGAGCAGCUCAGGAUUUAUCAACACUUUUACAAAUGAUCACCCUCAGUGAUGGGGUGCUCAUAUAAAUUCUGCUAAGCCAUAUGGCUGUUUCCUCAUCCCACCCUCCUAUCUGUGCCUUGUCUAGAUUAAAUCACAGCCAACUCUCUCUCAUCCACAUCCUAACUUCACCUGAGAUAUUGUGUAGUUCACUGGGUAACUUAUACUUGGCUGGAUCACUCAUGACUGAGACAGAGAGCUGGAUGAAUGCAUUGUGGCCUAUAUCAUAUAGCAAGAACUAAACCAUAUGGGUGCACAAUGCACACAAACUAAUUAUUCUAGUAACCUCUGCAGGAAACUCAUAAAUAUUCUCCUGAAAAAAGAUAUUCAUGGGCAAAACAAACUCCCAAAGCAAGCAUAUGGAAGGAUAUUUUUUCAUGCUCAUAAUUAAUAAUUUCUAUGGAUUAACCUGCUUGGUUGAACUUCCUCCCACUCUGAUACCAAAAUGUAUAUGAAUAUAAAUUGUCUAUAUACAAAAUGUACUAUAAAAUGUUUUGUGGGAGGCACCUCUGCUAGUCUACUUGAGCUCAACAUGGAUUUAGGAUCGCCCAAAGAUUCUGAAAGUUUUUUAAAAUUAAUGAGUCAAAAUCACAUUUGAUUUUAUAACUGAAAUAUGACCAACAUUUUCUCUCAUCUGUAAUAUAAAUAUCUUUUUUCUAUUUGAAAAAUAAUUGUCAUUAUAUUGCAAUAUAAUGACGUGAGCACACUAGGAGAGUCAAUUAAACUUUAGCAUUACUCUAUGGUAUGUGUAUAUAUUCAAAGUAAUAACUGCUUAGUUUAGGGACUAAAGUGAGGGUUUUGUUUUACUCCUGAAGAUCUGCAAAACUAAGAAUAAACUGAGUUUUAUUCCUUCUUGUAAAUCAAAAGAAUUGUUCACUAAAUUGCAGUUACAAGGCCCAUCAGUUAUAUCUGUACAAACCAAAUGAAGGCAGUGAAAUUGGACAGGGGUUGCUGUGGGAUCUCUGUGUGACUAUGGGCACAAUUGCAUCACCAUCAUCUUUAUUACAAUGAAACAUGCAAAGGAAAGAAUUCAGGAUAACUGACUUGAACAGCAGAAAUAGUAAUGUGUUGCCUAUAUAAACAUUUUGUUAAUAUUGUAGCUGAAGACUGUAGAGCUGUAGAUGUGAGUGGGGAGAAAAAUCUUAAAAGUAAAUUAACUAUCCAGUUGUUUGUUCUAUUGAUUUUUGCUUUGGAUCUCUUUCUUUUGAUCCAUAAUCUUUUUUUCCCUUUGGCAGAAGGAAGGGAAGAAUUAUAAAUAAUACUAUAAUUCAACUGGGUGUGUACUGAACUCAUUUAUUUCUGCUUUAAUUGUAUGACUUUUACUACACCUCUACCCAGAUAUAACGCUGUCCUCGGGAGCCAAAAAAUCUUACCGCGUUAUAUCGAACUUGCUUUGAUCCACCGGA
Messenger RNA from Trachemys scripta elegans, 7416 nucleotides. It is a transcript of the gene TLR3, whose product is annotated as toll like receptor 3. NCBI's taxonomy places the organism in Eukaryota, Metazoa, Chordata, Testudines, Emydidae. Gene Ontology annotation, molecular function: transmembrane signaling receptor activity; protein binding. The coding region runs from base 330 to 3020 and encodes 896 amino acids. Gene Ontology annotation, biological process: toll-like receptor signaling pathway; inflammatory response; immune response. The transcript is spliced from 5 exons. Gene Ontology annotation, cellular component: membrane. The record is from RefSeq and is a predicted model, not a curated record.